Pseudopipra pipra is the source of this 8307-nucleotide messenger RNA. RefSeq names its product NOP2/Sun RNA methyltransferase family member 7 (gene NSUN7). Bases 3818 to 5758 code for a protein of 646 amino acids. Gene Ontology annotation, molecular function: methyltransferase activity. The transcript has 13 exons. The record is from RefSeq and is a predicted model, not a curated record. Lineage: Eukaryota; Metazoa; Chordata; Aves; Passeriformes; Pipridae.
AGCGGCCUGGCCGGGUACGAGCCCCGAGGUCCCGGCCCAGGGAAGGCAAUCUCGGAACGUUUUGCCUGUUUAUACAAAGAAGUAGCUUUCCUCCCCCCCCCCCCCCCCAUUUUUUUUUCUUCUUUUUUCAGCUGCUGCAUAUCUGUCCUGUGAGUCGACUUGAGCUGGGAGUAAAGCGGAGCUGGGGAAUGGUCUCAUGGCUGACUUCUUUUCCUGACUCACUAAUCUCCCGUCCCCUCCAGAUUAGUUGACUGUAGCUGGGGAGAGCAGAGGCUUUGGAGUUCUGUGUCAGACAGUUGCAGUUGAUGUUAGGAAAUUUAUGGGGUCAUGUGUACCCAUAGAGUUAGUAAGACAAAACCUACCGUGUAUAUAUAUGGCUGUCAAGGAUUUACUGUUUGUGAGGAGCCAUGUCCAGGGAGUGAGAAAAAGGUUAACUAAAACAUCUUGUUCAAGAGCUUUCUCAGAGCAUGAGCAUAAAGUCUUUGUUCUCUCUCACCCAUGUUCUCUUCAGGUACUCUUCCAGUGGAUUUCCUGUGGGCUUAGUCUUAGAUGUGUUGAAUGCUUCAAACACAGGGCCUAUCAGAGCAGCUGAGAGCUCCUCUCAAUCUUUGGGUGUAAAAAAGAUAGGAAGAAAUGUGAAUGCCUCCAGGCCUCGUACCUCACGCUGCCUGACUGUAAAGCAGUAUAGUCCAAUUUAGAUUCCCAGUCUCACCCUUAGUUCGCACUCUGCUAUUUGGAAUCUGCAGUCUUCUUAUCUUUAUUGCUAUUGUUUGUAUGUGGAUACAGUAACUUGUGUUAUGGGAGUUUAUCUGCAUCUGUAAUUACAGGUAUUUUUGGAAGAGAGUUUUGUACAUCCCUUUGCACAGAUAAGGUAAGAAAGAAGCACCCCUUUUUCCUUGGGAUGCUACUGGUAGUGCUUGUUGAACUGUUGUGCUUAACAGUGAGUAGUCCUGAUCAUUGUCGUGAGUUUAGUGGAUUGUGACUUGGAAGCAGAAGUGGGGAGAAACUUUCUUGUCUAUUUUCUGUGCUUUCACAACCAGUAUCAUCCUGAAAUAGGUGCUGUUUACCGCAGGAACUCUAGGUGUCAUGGAGAACAGCUGCCCAGUAGCUGCUGCCUAAAUCUUAGUCAUGGAUGUCUUUAAGUUCCCUUCUUUUGCAUACCCUAUUAUUACUCUAACUUGUAAAUUUCAUCAAGCUUAAGGAAAACAGUAUGGAAGUACGUUGGCAGGAGCUUGGAAACUUUAUUGCCACAAGUACUUUAUUGCUUUGUACCUCUAGUUAGCCAGAUCACAGAGAGUAUGUACCUAUUUUUAACAUGGAAUCAGUGUGCUAAGACUGUAUGGAGAGAUGCUGGAUUUGGGUCCAAAUAAGGUUGAUUCAGUGUGUGUAUGACUCAGGAAUAUUAUAAACUUUUAUUUUAUGUUUUUCUGUCUUCACAUUAUAUCUCCAUCUGCUUUAGAGACCCCGUAACACAACAGAUUCAUGUUUCAUUUGAAAAAUUUCUUAACUAAACAGUGAAAAAGAAAUACUUCUGAACUUUGAAGGCCAUUCUGUUUUAGUAGUGUGAUAGCUUCCUUGGGACCUUUAAAGUUUUUUUUCCCCAUCAGCUGCAUAAUCUGCUUGAGAUCCAACUCAUUUCUUCCACAAAGGCAGGAUCUUUUCUCUCUUCUCUGGGAAGCUCUUCUUCCUAGCUGAGCUUCAUAUUAAUCACGCUUGGUGUACUCUGCUUGGCACAGUGUUCAGUAAUCCAGGCAGUGAUUUACAGUGUUGCAGCUGUGCAGUGUAUCUGCACAGGGCGGAACACUGUCAUCUCAUCUUUGUUAGGGUGACAUUUAUCUUUUGGAAAAGUAUAUUCAUCACAUCAUCCUAAUAUCAGUGUAUCUUGUGGCUCGGCAAAAUCGGCUGUGGCAAAGAAGUCACAAAGAGUAAUUGGGAACUCUUCAAGUCUUCAAAGUCCUGACACCACAGACAUAGUUCACUUGCUACAUAUUUUAAACAGGAAUAUUUAUGUUCACCUGGAGAAGGGGUUCGAGUUCCAGGUCCCUUUAGAUGGUGUCCAUGUUUCUGUGAAAUCGUAUACAAGUUUGCUGGUGAAAUUAGUUUAAAAGACCCUGAAAGUAUUUAUGAUUUUUUUCUUUUCUAAGCACAAGAGUUUCUGUUUGGUUUAGGUAACCUGGUACUUUAUUCUAGUGAAGAAUAGUGUUUUCUUUUGAUAACACUGCUUGUUCUGUUUCAAUAUAGCUUCAUACAAUUAAUUUAUGUUUGCUCCAUGGAUUCAUCAGUGCUGCAUCUAACACUAGAGAUGUUGGAGCUAAGCUCCCACCAGAGGAAACUAUUUGCCUGAAGCCUUUGUAAAGAAAUGGGAAGAAUUGCUUUGAUAGUGUUAGCAGUUCUUAGUUUUGGAGAGCAAAUCCUGGGGAAGGAGAAUGAGAUGUGGCCUCCUCCAGGUGAGCUGCCAGAAUUCAGGAAGGAACACUGGUCCAUUGUCUGGAGCAUGCUGGGCUGGUUGGACACUGACUUGUGCUGGUCUUGGAGAGGGGAGAAAUGGGCUGAGUGUCACCAAUGUUCAGGAAAGGGAGUUCGAAUGGGGGAGUGCUGGCUCAGUAUGGGGCAUUUCAUGGCUGCCUGCUGGAAAAGCAACAACUUGCAUUCCUUCUUUCCCCUCCAACUCUGUGCUGCCAUCCAGUGUUGCCACUAUGGUUUAUUGUGAUGAUGGGCAGGAAAGGGAAGAGGAAAAAAAAACGUGCUGAGCAAGUAUGUCUGGCCUGAGAAGUAUGUAUUUUACCCUGAGGGGUGUUGGGGAGUGCAGGGAAAAAGCUUGAGAAUGCUGCUGAACUAAAUUAUGUAGCAAAAGGAAGAUCCUUUCCAUUUGAUCAGAGUAUCACCUUUUUUCUUUUCUUUUUUUUUUUUUUUCCAGACUGGCAAACCCCCCAAAUUCUGCUGUUUUAUGCUGUUAGUUCUAAAAUAUUUAUCAGCACCAGACCCAUGCCUGACUUUCUGUAUUAAAGCUGCUAAAUUCCUCACAGUUCUCUUGUAUUAUUCUUCCCCAGACAUUAAGACUAGUUUGAUUUAAAAAAAAAAUAAAAUUAAUUCUAUCUUUAAAUUUGUUCUGGCUUAUCCUUCUUCUGAACACCUCCCAGUGUUAUCAUAAAAGCAUGUUAUAACAACUAGAGCAAGUAGAGUAAAUCCAAUACUUUAGGUGUGUUUUACGUGGGACUUUAGCAUAUAUCUGCAUUCAGCUAACACUGGGCCUUUUUAUUUUUCUUUUUCUUGAAACCCCAUUCCAUCUCUGGGGAAGGUAGUUUUUAUUUUAUUGUUUAUGUAGGAUGUGUAGAGAAUUUAAGAAAUGCACAUGGGAUUAUGGAGAGUUGAAUAAUACCUUCAGAAACUCUCAGAAUGGAUUUCCUGCAUUUAAAAUUCUGCUGUUUAGGUAUUGUGUUAAAUAUGUAACUCUUAGGUGAUCUCUCUUUUCCGCUUUUAAGAACAGAUGUGCAAGUUAGUGGACAAACAUUUGGAAUUCACUGCAACUCUUUUCAAGAUGGUUUUUCUUUGGAAGAUAUGAUGUCUGCUUUGAAAUUUCAGUGGUGUCUUUUUUCUUAAAGGAGAAUUCCUAGUAAGAGAUUCUAUUCUGUCCACAAUACUAAUGCUUCUUAUUAGACACAGAGAAUCAGAUCUCCCUGUACAAUCUGUUUAGGAUCAUUUAUUGUAAAGCACUGACUUCUUUGAAACAAAUAACAGUCUUUGCACUGGCAUUGGUGAAAACAAAUAAGAGGCAGCAGGACUGUGACUUGCACUUACACAGUCAGCAACUGGAAAAAUGCCAGGUUCUAAAAGUAACUUGGUAUCUUCACAUGAGGAUGUUAUAAAUGAUACGUCAGACUUGAGUGAAAUUAAAAUUUCGGAUGAAAAAGGAUCCGUUGCAAAAAGAACAGUGGCUCUAACUGAGAAGGAUGGCUAUCCCGACUCCGUGUACAUGAAUGCAGCUAAGAUUUUUCAAGGCAUUCGUACUGAAAAGAGUAAGGAUAAAAUGCUAGUGCGGUACGGCGAUAACUCAGAAUCUCCCAUGCUGGCUUUUAAAGAUGAGCAUUCCAGGCGUGUAUCUUAUGAACUGGCUUUCAGUGCUCUAAAAUAUCAAGAUCUUCUUGAAGAAAUAUUGUUAGAUAGUGGUGUUUACCCAUGCCAGUCAAUACCAGAUGAGUUAACCAGCUUGCUUGUUGUGAUGCUUUAUGACCUACAAGACCGAAAGUUUGAAGCACGAAAGAUUUUUCAUGAAGAGGAACCUGUAGAAGAAGUCCAGGAAAUAGGGCAUUAUUUAUAUAGUCGUAGGACCAAAGCGGCAGCUGCACUGGCACGAUGUCGCAUUAAAUACGAUGCUCUUUCAAUUGAACACUUUGUACCAGAAACCAUAUGGAAGCAGGAACAAAGAGUUUCUGCUUUACCUUUCUAUGUUUGGAUAAACACAUUUAAAAUAAGCCUUGAAGAUGUUAUCAGAGAUUUGGAGACGAAGGGACUCACAAAGGUUGAAUCUGUGUCAGACUUUGACCAUUAUACGUAUGCCAUGGACCAACAUUGCCAUGAUGUAUUGGUUUUUCCUUCCUCUCUUAAAGAAGAAUUGCUUAAUUUAGAUCUUUUUGCAGAUUGCAAACUCUUACUGCAGGAUAAGUCUCGCAGCCUUGCAGUACACUCUGCACAGGCGCUGUUGAAUGCAGGUGAUGACAUUAUAGUGGCUCACACAGGUUCCUAUCUGACCAUUGCCCAUAUGUCAGUGCUGACAAAUCAUGGCAUGUCCACAAUUUUCGUUUGUGGUGUGAAAUCUUCAGCAAAAGAAGAAGAACUGAGGAAUAUUUUCAGUCAUAUGGGAUGUGAAAAUAUUCGGUUGUUGCAUGAAGACUUUACUGAGCUUGAACCAACAGACCGAAGACUUCAAAAGGCAACAGUUAUUUUGCUGCUACCACAAUGCUCUGGACUGGGUGCUGGCAAUCCAAUGGAGUUUAUUUUAAGUGAACACAGAGAUGCAGGGUUGCUACGAGACCUUUUCCAGGGAUUUGUGUCUGAGGAUAAACUCGGUAUUCUUGCUGAGAGGCAGCUUAACGAGUUGAUUCAUGCACUGAAAUUUAACAAAGUACAAGCUAUUGUUUACUGCACUUGUUCAGUUUACCCACAAGAAAAUGAACUAGUAGUGAAAAAAGCACUGGAAUCUGCAGUGGAAGGAGAUAAAGGACAACCAUAUAGGCUUAUUCCUCCCGUUUUUUCUACUUGCUCCAAUUCAGAGGCUUCCACUGAAAUUUUUUUCAAAAUGGAGCCAUCAGAAAUUUCCAGUGGCUGUUUUGUAGCUGUUCUAGAAAGAGAGAAAUAUUCUUCUAAAAAAGUGCCUGCUAAAGACAUUUUGGCUUAUGCUGCAGAAAAAGGACUACUAGAUAGCAUUUCUGAAGAAAAACCAAAAGAAGAGAAAAAGCAGAAAGUAAAACGACGUAAACGUAAUGUUACUGGUACUGAUAGAAAGCCAAAGGCUGCAGAGCCCCUUCACCAUCAAACUGGAGCUCAUGUUAAGGCUGAAGUUCCUGUGUCUAAAGCAGUCAGUGACACACAACAAAAGCAUAACGUGCACCAAACAAACAGCCACGUUCAGCUGAAGAAAUCUGCCAACCCUGAUUCACACACAGCUGUGCCUGAAGUGCCAAAGAGUACAUGUCAUUUGUCCCCUCUGGGCAAGGUGUCUGAGAGAGAGACCUCCUCGAAGGGCACGUGCAAGACAUAACGGGGUUAUAUUGAAGCCUGAGAAAAUCACUUUGUCUCCAGAGUGAUAACACCAUAGGAAAGUUUGCAAGGAAACAAACUCAGGGUAUCAAGUCACCAUCACUUUCAUAGCCAGACUGGAGCACAGGGUCCAAGUGGUUGAAUAUUUCCACCACCCCUGUCUAAAAUGGUCAAGCCAACUGUGCUUAAACAUCUCUGACCAUGGGAACCUUCAAACUUGGCUCUUCCUUUAUACAGAAGGUAAAGAUUCCUGUAUAUUAAUCAAUACUCUUUGAUUACAGUAUAUAUUUAUGCAGGAUAAUCUUGGUGUGGGAAAGAGCUAUGUUAUGGCUAUUUGUGUAGAAAUCUCCAGGUUAUAUAGUAAUUUUUAAUCCACUAAUCACACUUUAAAGUGAAUGAAGCUCAGCUGCCUAAGGCUGAUAGACUGUUGCGAGGAGUGAGGUCAAAAAACUGUAAUCUCUUGCUAUACACUUUAAAUUGACAAGUUAAAUCACACAUCUGACCCCCCAUCAUGGCCUAGUUCUGUAAGAGUAAUCAAUUUCAAAUGGAUAUUUUUUUUAAGUGAGACUGCAUUUUUUAAGUGGCUACUUUUCUUUACAAGUGCUAGGUACCAUUUUUGCGAGUUUCCACUUUGAUGCUUUGCACAGUAAGCUCGUUAGCUCACCUUUAUUUCUAAAACUAGAUGUGAACUUUUGUACAGGAAACUGGCCAAGUAUACUAAGGGCCAUGCACAGGCUUUCUCGUACUUACUCCCUUGGUUUCUACUCAAGUGUACUUCAAAAUAUUAACAAUGAAAAAUGGAUAAAAUAUUCUCAUGUUAGAAAUGCUGAACUGUCAUCAUAAUGUCAUGUCAGACUAUGUCAUGGCUCAUAAUUGCUCCUGAUCAAUUUCUUAAAAGAAAAAGAGCUGAUACUGUCAAAACAACUUACAUUUAUAAACCUUACUGCUAGUCAGCUGAAUAAUGACUGAACACAGAGUAGUUUGCCUGUCUUUGGAAACAGUCAUGGGCUUCUAAGCUGCUCCCUCUUCCCAGCAAAGAUUAAAUAACUGUAAAAUAGCUACGGUUGUUUUAUCAUCUAAGCAGAGCAUAAAGGGAGACACAAAGAUACUUUUAACAAUAAUCUGAUUUGUGUUUAGGAGUUUUCUAAAAAUGAAACAGCACAGCAAUAUAGAAAGGCAAAGGUAGCUGUGGCCCAGAAGAGAAAUUUUCCUCUAGGCAACCAUUUAAGAUACUUGGCAAGAGUGUUGCCAUGAGCAGCAACAAAAUGUAGUAUGGAAUCUUAAUUGAUUUGACAAAUGGGUCUGGAUUUAGAUCGAUCCAGAGAAAAUGUUUUAACAUCUCUACUUUUUCUUCACCCACACCAGUCAGUGUCGCUGGAUCAGCAGUACCUUUAUAAGAAAGGAUGUGAAUGAUACUCCACCAGCAACAUAAACAGCUGGCUCGUGUUCACUGGAUAUUGUUGCUUCACUGAAUCACUGAAAAUUUCUUUUAGCAUUUUAAUCUGAGCCAGCUCUCCUAGGCAAAGACAUCCCAUACCUCCUGCAUAUCCCUGGGAGCAACCCAUGGUCCUUACCCAUUCCAUUUACAUAGUGAAUUCUGCUCUUGUUUUUGAGCAAACCUGUAAGGAUAGAUUUAGACCUGUGCACCACAAUAUGUAGAACUGGAAAAAAAGAAAUUCUUAUUUCAAAACCAUCUAGGAGGAGGAGAGAUUCCACAUGUUGGACAGUGGGAAUGGACACUAAGAAGAUUUAAUUUUUUUUUCCUUCCUGUAUGGUUGUUAAAUGGUUAAAAUAAACUUAAGAGAUUCUGUGGUUAGAGAAUGAUUUUUUUUUAAAUCAAGAUCUGUAUCAUUCAUUAUUAAAGUUAAAAUUACUUGUAAAAGAACAUACAUGUAUGUGUCUGAUGACAGAAUUUCUGGGCUACUUAUGUAAUACAUGUCAUGAUGUCCCACAAUCAGCCUCAUCUUGCUUUCAGAAUUUGCAUUUUUGAAAUGGUAUGGAAGCUAAACCAGUUAGAAUCUUGAUGUCUUACUAAGAAUAUCAGAGAGUGAAUAUUUUGACUCUGCAGAUCAGCAGCUUUGUAAGCACUGAGCUUCACUUGGUGGAAACAUCUGGGACUGAGUCCAGAUGGCUUGUAGAUGCUUGUACAUUAAGUUAACACUCAAUGACUUUUUACAGUAAAACUGUAUCUUAUGUAACUGUUUUUCAGUAGUCCAGUUGUCCCAGUUUGUAAUUUUCAACUAGAAACUGUUGAUUCAACUUUCCAGAUGCAAAAGUCUCCAUUUUAUUGCUAUUACCUCUAAAGCCACCACUUUGUUUUUCCCGUCCUUCAACCACCAUUUGGAACAAAAAAAUAAUUUCCCAAUUUCAUGGAGCAGUCACAGUUGAGACAAUCACUUUAUGCAGCUAAAUUUAUUCUCAGAACAGAUUACAUUUAAAUGUGGAGAAGUGGCCAACAGCAGGGAAAAUUGUCCUUUUCUGUGUCAGUCAGGUGCUUUACGUAAGACUGGGCUCUCCUAAUAAACAGUGGAUGUGUUUCCUUCUUUCUUA